UCGCCAACAAAGGGGCCUCCACUGCUGACUCAUAACGGUCCAACAGAAGGCGCACACGCCCCUCUAACACUGAAGCCGGCAACAAACACGCGUGACCUGUCCCGACUGACACACGCGGCAAAUUCUUCAACAACGACAAACCUUCCGCCAACGCACGUCGUCGGGGAGCUAAUGCCGCCCUCCCACCACACACGCGGUAAGCCAGGUCCAACUCGGCUGCAUCCAACCAUGUCUGACCCACUGCCACCCGCAAAACCACUGCCAACCGAGCCGCCAAAGACUCUU
Molecule: messenger RNA, 285 nt
Organism: Gregarina niphandrodes
Lineage: Eukaryota; Apicomplexa; Conoidasida; Eugregarinorida; Gregarinidae
Exons: 1
Source: RefSeq, a predicted model, not a curated record